Molecule: messenger RNA, 1038 nt
Organism: Candida dubliniensis CD36
Lineage: Eukaryota; Fungi; Ascomycota; Pichiomycetes; Serinales; Debaryomycetaceae
Exons: 1
Coding region: 1-1038 (345 amino acids)
Biological process (GO): endoplasmic reticulum to Golgi vesicle-mediated transport; retrograde vesicle-mediated transport, Golgi to endoplasmic reticulum
Cellular component (GO): endoplasmic reticulum membrane; endoplasmic reticulum; COPII-coated ER to Golgi transport vesicle
Source: RefSeq, a predicted model, not a curated record
AUGGAUUCGUUUGCCCAAAAAGUUAAAACAUUCGAUGCCUUUCCAAAAGUAGAUCCGCAUCAUCAAGUGAGAUCACAGAGAGGUGGACUCUCGACUUUAGUGACAUACUUUUGUGGAUUGUUAAUACUAUGGAUUGAAAUUGGUGGAUAUAUUGGCGGAUACGUGGAUCGUCAGUUCACAGUAGACGAUCAAAUCCGUUCCGAUUUGACUAUUAAUAUUGACAUGAUAGUGGCUAUGCCUUGUCAGUUUAUUCAUACCAAUGUUGAAGAUAUCACCCACGACACGUAUUUGGCAGGAGAGACAUUGAAUUUUGAAGGGAUCCACUUUUUCGUUCCUGAUUCAUUCAAAAUUAAUAACCCAAAUGAUUUCCAUGAGACACCAGAUUUGGAUGAAGUUAUGCAAGAGAGUUUAAGGGCUGAAUUUAGAAGUGAAGGUGCAAGAGUCAAUGAAGGAGCUCCUGCUUGUCAUAUUUUUGGUUCUAUUCCAGUGAAUCAAGUACGUGGAGAUUUUAGAAUUACUGGUAAGGGAUUUGGAUAUAGAGACAGACUGCAUGUCCCAUUCGAGUCCCUAAAUUUUUCCCAUGUCAUACAGGAAUUUUCAUUUGGGGAAUUCUAUCCAUAUUUGAAUAAUCCUUUAGAUGCAACAGGUAAGAUUACUGAAGAAAGAUUACAAACCUACAUGUACUAUGCAAAAGUGGUCCCCACAUUAUAUGAGCAAUUGGGAUUAGAAAUUGACACCAACCAAUACUCAUUAACCGAGAAUCAGCAUGUUAUUAAAGUUGAUCAAUCUACCCACAGGCCAGAUGGGAUCCCGGGAAUAUAUUUCUUGUAUGAUUUUGAACCAAUAAAGCUUGUCAUUCGUGAGAAAAGAAUCCCAUUCUUUCAGUUCAUUGCUAAGUUGGCUACAAUUGGCGGUGGUCUAUUGAUUGCUGCUGGCUAUCUAUUUAGAUUAUAUGAAAAAUUGCUUUUUAUAUUCUAUGGCCAAAAGGCAGUUCAACAAAAUAGAGAGCAGAAACCAGGUGGGUUGUUAGAUAUUUAG